GAGCAACAUGAUCCACCAAUGACGUUGAUCUUUCUACAGCGCGGGCGGAACUUCCGGUUGCUUGUAUAAACCAACUGAGGCCUCCCCAUGCGGUAUUGAUCCGGUGGACUCGGCACGAACAUUCUAAAGGCAAACCCAAACAAUGGCUGAGAACGAUAAUGAUAAUGAGCUGCUUGAUUAUGAAGAUGAUGAUGAGCCUCAAGGAGCCCCUGAGAGCGCAGCCCCAGCAGGCAAGAAGGAGGUGAAGGGUUCCUAUGUGUCCAUCCACAGCUCCGGCUUCAGAGAUUUUCUUCUCAAGCCAGAGCUGCUCCGUGCCAUCAUCGACUGUGGUUUUGAGCAUCCGUCUGAAGUCCAGCAUGAAUGCAUCCCACAAGCCAUCCUCGGCAUGGACAUCCUGUGCCAAGCCAAGUCUGGUAUGGGCAAGACGGCUGUGUUUGUGUUGGCCACACUGCAACAGAUUGAGCCUGUUGAUGGGCAGGUGUCCGUAUUGGUCAUGUGCCACACGCGAGAGCUGGCCUUUCAGAUCAGUAAAGAGUACGAGCGUUUCUCCAAGUACAUGCCCACCGUAAAAGCAGCUGUCUUCUUUGGUGGCAUGGCUAUCAAGAAGGACGAGGAUGUCCUUAAGAAGAAUUGCCCUCACAUCGUGGUCGGAACACCGGGUCGGAUCCUCGCUCUGAUCCGUAACAAGACCCUAAGUCUGAAAAAUGUCAAGCAUUUCGUCCUGGAUGAGUGCGACAAGAUGCUGGAGCAGCUAGACAUGAGACGCGACGUUCAGGACAUCUUUAGGAUCACACCCCACGAGAAGCAGGUCAUGAUGUUCAGUGCAACGCUGAGUAAAGAGAUCCGACCAGUCUGCCGCAAAUUUAUGCAGGAUCCUAUGGAGGUGUUUGUGGACGACGAGACCAAACUUACUCUCCAUGGACUGCAACAGUACUACUGCAAGCUGAAGGACAGCGAGAAAAACCGCAAGCUGUUUGACCUUCUGGAUGUGUUGGAGUUCAAUCAGGUGGUGAUCUUCGUCAAGUCAGUCCAGCGCUGCAUCGCUCUGUCCCAGCUUCUUGUGGAACAAAAUUUCCCUGCUAUCGCCAUCCACAGAGGAAUGGUUCAGGAGGAAAGGCUGUCUCGCUAUCAGCAAUUCAAAGACUUCCAAAGGCGGAUUCUGGUGGCUACUAACCUCUUUGGUCGAGGGAUGGACAUUGAGAGAGUGAAUAUUGUCUUCAACUACGACAUGCCAGAAGAUUCUGACACCUAUUUGCAUAGGGUUGCCCGUGCUGGUAGGUUUGGGACCAAAGGCCUGGCUAUUACCUUCGUGUCAGAUGAGACCGACGCCAAGACUCUGAACGACGUGCAGGACCGUUUCGAGGUCAACGUGGCUGAGCUGCCAGAUGAGAUUGACAUCUCGUCUUACAUCGAGCAGUCCAGAUGAGUCCUCCAGCCAAGCAGAAGUCUCUUCUUGGAUCUUGUUUUCUAUUUGGAAGUACAUGUACUUCACCGUUGAAAGCUCUGCACGUUUGUUCACCAAACUGUUUAUUUUUAUUGUCAAUUUCUGUGGAAAGGGGGGGUUGUGGUUUUAAUUUGUCUUUUACGUUUUUGUUUUCCUGCUUUAAUUAAAACUUUUUAUAAAAUGCCAUUUUAUCAUUGUGGUCCCUCAUGAGAUGGUUGUCUCUAUCCUGUUUAUCGAGCAGAGCUUCAAGGAAACAUACUGGCGUAGAUCAGAGGUUUAAGCUUCUUUUUGUGUCCAAACUAGAUUUGUCUAGACAUUUUUGUACUUUUCCCUCCCUGCUACAAUAAGACAUUACUUUUUAGAUGGUAUGAUCUGUUGUCCAUUAAGUGAUAUUUGAGUAAUUGGCUCAUACGGCAGCUCUUUUUACAAAUUUCUAACUGAAUGCCUUCAAUAAAUGAAGUCGCCAAGUGGA
This is a messenger RNA of Melanotaenia boesemani (Boeseman's rainbowfish), 1916 nucleotides long. RefSeq names its product DEAD (Asp-Glu-Ala-Asp) box polypeptide 39Ab (gene ddx39ab). The record is from RefSeq and is a predicted model, not a curated record. Gene Ontology annotation, biological process: mRNA splicing, via spliceosome; mRNA export from nucleus. The coding region runs from base 143 to 1426 and encodes 427 amino acids. Gene Ontology annotation, molecular function: ATP binding; RNA helicase activity; RNA binding. The transcript has 10 exons. NCBI's taxonomy places the organism in Eukaryota, Metazoa, Chordata, Actinopteri, Atheriniformes, Melanotaeniidae.